Messenger RNA from Peronospora belbahrii, 1809 nucleotides. NCBI's taxonomy places the organism in Eukaryota, Oomycota, Peronosporomycetes, Peronosporales, Peronosporaceae. The record is from the annotation of a GenBank genome assembly.
AUGGUGCAAAAGCAACAUACAGCUGCGUGCUUUUCCCUGGGUGCGCUAGCUUUAUCAGUGGCGCAAGUACUAGCACCAAAUAGUUUGCAGUUCAAUGAACACGAGUUUCAACGAUCACCCAAAGAGGCGCAGGACGCAGCGCACGAGGCGGCAAAGCUCGUGAAACCAGGUGACUUGAUCUUUAUUACCACAAGCGGUCUGGUUUACUCGGUGGGAAGAUACUUGACUGGAAAUGCAUACGACCAUGUGGUGGUCGUAUUGGAUGAACACAUGGUGCUUCAUGUGGGAACACCGUCCGUGAGACUGAUGCCGCUGGAGCGGCUCCUUUUGCCUCAACGACAACCUGUGGUACUACGCGUGUUGAUGUCGGAAACAGAGCUGCAGCUAUUUCUGCGUUGUGCUCGUCAAUUGAUCGGAUGCAAAUAUGACGUUGCAAGAGCGUAUCAACUGAUGCUGCGAUUAACUCUAAAGCGCCUAGCCGGGUCAUCGCCUCUGCCAAGAUUGCCGCUUGACGUGAAAAGUAACGCCUGGAUCUGCAGUGAUUCGAUUGUUGUGCUGCUUACAGGUUGCUGCACCGCAUUCCAAAAGGCUUUAAUCAAGGCACGACAAGAAACCGAAUUAGAUAUUUUUACCGUUGGUAGCGCCUCCAUGACAGAUUUUCAACGGAUUCGUCGUAUCCAGCCAGACAUUAUUUCGCGUGUGGUACAAUUUACACAAAGCGUACAAAAUGGGACGAUCAAAUGGCCUUUGCUUCCGUCUGAAAUCUUUCCAAAGGUACGCCAGCUCGCAACUAGUAUUCCGCCGAUAUCAUGGCCCACAAAGCGCAAGAUCCAAGCACUUAGCUACACGAUAGCUUUGCUACUGAUGCUUCGGCGAGGAUUUACCAAAGAUCUUUUACCAUUCAAAAAUUUCGAGUUGCAAAACUGCUUUUUCAAAAUGACUACAUUUGUAUCAAGUCAUAAAUUAAGCAUGGCAGGAAAAGCACAAGCAGCAGAGGCAGCAGGCGCAAUCCCUACCGGCGGAUUGUGUCUGCUAGUGAUCGACCAACAGGUUGACUUUCAUCCUGGUGGUUCACUUGCCAUCCCGACGGCGAGCGAGGACGCGGCGCGCAUUGCAGCGUUCAUUCAGAAACAUUCCAGAAAGCUCAAGCAACUUGUGCUUACGCUGGAUUCGCAUCAGCGGUACCACAUUGCGCACGGAAUCUUCUGGGAAAAUUCCAAAGGUGAUUCACCUGAGCCGUUCACAUGUAUCACGACCAAGGAUGUGGCUACUGGUGUGUGGAGGCCGCGCGACCCCAGUCUAAAGGAUUACGUGCUAGCAUACACGUCGGCACUUGAGGCCAGUGGCAAGUUCACGUUGUGUAUCUGGCCAGAACACUGCCUCAUUGGCUCACCCGGGCACAACAUUGUGCCAAUUGUACAUGCAGCGGUUGCGGAGUGGACUAAGAUAUCAUUAAAGCCCGUUCAGUACGUCAUGAAGGGCCACAACUCGUUCACGGAGCAUUACUCGGCGCUUCGUGCCGAGUUCGAGCUGCCCUACGAUUCAACAACAAGGUUAAACCAGUCGCUAGUGGAAUCCUUAAAACUUGCCGACAAGGUUGUUGUCUGUGGCGAGGCCAUUUCGCAUUGUGUGAACUAUACGUUACGCGAUUUGGUGGCGGCUUGGCCGAAAGAUCGUCGCCAGGACUUGGUGAUCCUGACUGAUUGUGCUUCCCCCGUUCCGGGUUUCAAAAAGGCUGGCGAGGAAUUUCUGCGCGACAUGGCUGAGGCGGGACUGACGCUUACCACGUCGCUCCAGUUCUCCGCAUGA